Molecule: messenger RNA, 1809 nt
Organism: Rotaria socialis
Lineage: Eukaryota; Metazoa; Rotifera; Eurotatoria; Philodinida; Philodinidae
Source: the annotation of a GenBank genome assembly
AUGGCUUCAGAUGAUAAUUCUGCUUCACCUCAAACUCAAUUUAACUCGGAAAGAAUUAAAUUAUUAUUAAAAAGUGAACCAAAUAAAUAUAAAGUUGUCAAAAAUGAAUCAUCAUCAUUAAAACAAUGGUGGCAAGCAUUUGGAUAUCCUACUUUAACGAAUAAAAUGGGUGAAUCUACUCGAAUCAAGGGAUAUGUGAGUUGCUUCAAAUGUUUCAGUACAUUUAUUUAUCAUAAUCGCAGCGGGACAAUUCGACUUAAACAGCAUGCAAUUAAAUGUUCUGAUAUUACAAGUUCGUUAUCAUCAAUAACAAUUAUAAACGAUGAUUCAUCAUUCGCUCAAUCAACUUUAGCACAGCACGGAUUUAAAAAAUCAUUCAUAUUACCUGAAAAAGAUAUAGAGAAUAUCAAGAAGCUAAGUGCGCAGUGGGUUUGUCACGAUCUUCGCCCCUUUUCUAUAUUAGAAGACAAGGGAUUACAUGCUUUGGCACAAGAUCUAAUUCGUAUAGGUAUAUGUUAUUUUGAAUUUGAAUUAUCAAAUAAUGAGGGAAUUUUUGAAUUAGGACACAAAUAUGGCGUCGUUGAUGUUAAUGAAGUGCUUCGAAGUCGUCAUACAAUAUCACGAACGGUCUAUGAUUUAGGAGACUCAUAUCGACAAUACAUUAAACAAAUUUUAAUUGAACCAUUAAAAGCACGUGCUGUUACAAUAUGUCCGGAUUUUUGGUCAGACUGUUAUAAAAAUAUCUCUUAUUUGGGUUUGAGUAUAACAUUUGUGGAUGUUAAUUAUAAAAUGUUUUCAAUUGAUCUAUUUUGUCGACCGUUCGUUGGUGUUAAAAAACAUGAUUUAUUACUUAAAGCUCUCGAGAAACAUUUACUCGAAUUUGGUAUUGAUGAUAUAACACAUGUGAAUAUUGUAUCCGAUCGAGGCUCUAAUUUCGUGGCAGCUUUUCGUCAUUUUCAGCCGUUAUUCUGCUAUGGUCAUCGUCUUAAUAAUAUAUUACAAAAAUCCUUUUUUGCAAAUACCAAGUUAAAAAGAGAUCAAGGAACUACAUUGCCAAUAUCGAAUAUUCUUAAUCCAAUUAAUGAUGAAUUCUCAAGUGAAGAAUCAUCGGAAGAUGAAGAAGAAAAUAUGUUACCAGCAAUUCCAGUAAUUCGAAAAAAGGCAGCAAAUAAAAACCAACAAUUAGUAUUUAAAAUGUCUAUAGAUGAUGUACCAAUUGAAGCAAAGAAUGUACUAGCUACAUUAACUCAAUGUAAAAGAACUGUGAAAUACAUUAAAAAAAGUGGAUUGAAUCAAGAAAUUGAAAACGCUGGUGACGGAACUGUACAUCAAUCCGUCGUAACUCGUUGGUUAUCUCUGAUUGAUACAUUAGAAUCUAUUUUAAAAUCGUUUAAAAUAAUCAAAAAGGUUUUGGCUAGUAAACAGCAACAGUAUCUGAUGAAUAAUAUUACUGAAAAAGUCAUCAAACAAAUUAUAUUGUUAUUAAGACCUUUCAAACAUGUCAUUAAAUUGAUUCGAACAGGUUACACGCCAUCUUUAUAUAUGGUGUUAUUAACAGUCAAGACUUUACGAGAUGCUACAAGUUCUUACGAGGCAUUAUUAAAUUACAACGAUAAUAGUAGCGAUGAUCAUCAAUCAGGAGACGAACACAAAGAAUCGGAUGAAGAUUUAAUAGAUGAACUAGAAGGUAAAAAUUUAUAUCGAUUUGAAUCAAGUACGUUUGAUAAUAAUGAAGAACAAUUAGAAGGUGAUGCUGAAGAUACUUCAAGCUGCAAAAAGAUGGAUGAACUCAAACGUUAUCUUAAUUAG